This is a messenger RNA of Suncus etruscus (white-toothed pygmy shrew), 2563 nucleotides long. RefSeq names its product centrosomal protein 89 (gene CEP89). The record is from RefSeq and is a predicted model, not a curated record. The transcript is spliced from 19 exons. The coding region runs from base 106 to 2490 and encodes 794 amino acids. Gene Ontology annotation, cellular component: ciliary transition fiber; centriole. NCBI's taxonomy places the organism in Eukaryota, Metazoa, Chordata, Mammalia, Eulipotyphla, Soricidae. Gene Ontology annotation, biological process: mitochondrion organization; cilium assembly; chemical synaptic transmission.
UGAAGCUAAACCACUAGGCGGGGCACUAGUGACUAGUGAGCAGUCCCUUGGUGUGUUGUCGGGUUGCAAAAUCUUCUUGCCCGGCCGGACACUCCGGUUGCAAAGAUGUUCCGGGGGUUUCGGAAAAGCCGCCGGAGCCAGUUUAAACAUAUUGCCCAUGGCCUUCUUCCUGCAGCCAGCAUUGCCCCAAAGCCAGCUGUGCCCCGCACGCCACCUCCACGCAGUCCCAACCCCUCUCCAGAGAGGCCCAGGUCUGCUCUCGCUGCAGCCAUUCUCGCAACAACACUGACUGGCCGGACCGUCGCCAUUCCUCAGCCUCGCCAGAGGUCCCAGUCCGACAGUGACACAACCUACGUGGACAAGGACAGUUUCAUCGACCCUUAUGCCACUUCUGCAGAGCUGAGGCCUCAAGCCAACUGGCAGAGCGAGAUGGGAAGAAGAUCUUCCUUGCCAACCUUCUCGGCCCUGGGCUACGCAGAGGACUCCGACUCCAACCUGUGCUCCAGCGACGAGGAGUCAGGGCCUGUGGGUGCUCGCCCAGCCAAGAAGUUGCCGGACAAUGCUGAUUAUGCCGUGCCGCACAGAAGCCAGGUUCUAUUGUCACGUGAGAUGGACAGUGAAGAAGAAGAAGAAAAUCUCUCUAAGCAUGUUGGCUCUUCAGGCUGCCCGCCUACAUCUCAGUGCACACUGGAGAAAGAUGAAAAACAUAUUCGGAAUCUGAAGGAAGAAAAGUCACCAUUAUGUGAGAAGCCUCCACCCUCCCCAGAUAUAACUGGUAGAACACGUCAGAGAUGUCUGGAAAUUACCAAAGAAAAGGUCCAGGAGUUAAAAGAAGAAAAUAUAUAUCUAAGCAACACAAAUCAAACCCUUGUUCUUGAGCUUAAUGUAAUACAACAAACCAUGAAAGAACUUCAGUCAAAACUCAAGAGGGUGGAGAAAGAAAACCGGAAGCUGAGGGAGGCUGAGUCAGCUUCUUCCCAGGAAGUGAUGGCUUCACCUGAAUUAGUUAAUCUAAGAAAACAAGCUCAAGAGCUGGUGGAUGAAAAUGAGGAGUUGAAAAUGACCAUCCAUCGUUUGAAUGUAGAACUGAGUAGAUACCAAACAAAAUUUAGGCAUCUGUCCAAGGAAGAGAUUUUAAAUAUUAAAGGUCUCCCACCAGAAGGACCUCCACCACCCUGGUUGUUGGAUAUGAAGUACCUGUCUCCGUUGUUGCUGGCUUAUGAGGACAGGAUGAAAGAGAAGGACGAGCUCAGUGCCACCCUCCAGGAGGAAAUGAAGAUGUUCAAAUUGCGUGUUCAAGAAGUGGUGAAAGAAAAUGAAGAUUUGCACCGGGAGUUAAAGAAGAAGAGCCCUGUUGGGAGUGAGAAAUGGAACCAGCUUACGACUCAGGCAAAAAUGACCUCAGAGGAAAACAAAUUGUUGCUAGAUCAGUUGGAGAUUCAGAGAAAAAAAGCCACGGAUGCACAGCAGGAGCACCUCCAGGAAGUUUCUAAACUGACCAAACAACUAAUGCUUCUGGAGACUAAAACCCAGAGCCAAGAAAAGGAGCUGAGUGAGAAUAAGAAGCUGUUGGAAACAUUACGUCGUGAAUACCAGGAAUUAAGGACACAACUAGAUGGCAAAAUUGAUCUUAGUGUUCAUACUUUGAUCAUAAAUGAAUUAGAAAGCCGUUUGCAGAAGGAAGAAGAGCGAGAGAGUGUGGAGAUGGAGGAGUUGUUGGAGAAGUUGGCCAGCCUGCAGCUGCAGACAAAGAGCCUGCUGCUGGAGAAGAACAGUCUGAUAGCCACGAACAAAACUCUGACGGCAGAGGUGGAGCGGACACAGAAGAGAUACAGGAGAUCUGAAAAGAAAAUUGAAGUUCUCAAAAAGCAGGUAAAAAAAGCCAUGGAAAAUGAAAUGUCUGCCCACCAGUAUCUAGCAAAUCUUGUUGGCCUGGCAGAGAACAUAACUCAGGAACGUGAUCAUCUUAUGUAUUUGGCUAAAUGUUUAGAAAGUGAGAAACAUGGAGUUCUCAACAAAGUCUUAGAAAGCAAUGUUCGCUUGGGAAGGCUGGAGGAAAAAGUCAAGGGGUACAAGAAGAGGACAUCCCUAAAGGUGGAUGACAUCUGUCACCUUCUGACAGAGCAGCAGGAAGACUUCAUUAGCAAGACGGCUCAGUACCAGCAGGAGAUGAGGAACCUCCAUCGGAUUCUGAAGGACAAGCAGGAGAUCCUGGAUGAAGCACUGCAGCAGAAAAGAGAAAUGGAAGGUGAACUUGAAGUUGUUUGGGAGACCACGUCCAAGGAAAACCAGAGAAUUCGAAAACUUCUACAGGCCACUCUGGAGAGGAAAGGCAUAGAGAGCAGCAGAGCUCUGGAGGAGGUCUGUAUUGAUGACAUCUCUCCAGGAGACAGGCUGGACAGCUGCAACUUCAGCUACUGUGACAUGAAGCCACCACCUGACCUACCACUAGGGACUGUGGACUCCCCUGGGCAAGAGCCCCUGGCCUAAAUCCUGGUCUUCCAAAACAAAAAACAGGAUGGGGCAAGUUAUCAGGCAAACAAGAAAUAAACUGAUAAACUCA